AUGCUGCUGUACUCUGGCGGAGGCGCCACAGAAGCUUCUGUUUGGAGUGUUCUUCAUCGCGUUACACCUCAAGAUUUUGGGCACGGUCAAGGCAAGGCGGCCUUGAUUCCUUACGGCAAGCCCAUGUACAAUCAGACCAUGUUUGUGCUCCAGCAGACCGAUGCUGAUCAUCAGACUUGGCAUCACGCACCCUCGCUUGUCCCAGGGAAGCUUUUCAUUGGUGGACUCGGGCUUGCAAAGGGCUAUACCGAUGUGGACAAGACGCGUUCCGCCUUCAUCGAAAUUCCUGGUCUCGGACGUCUUUACGAUACAGGAGAUAUUGUUCGCUUCCUGCCAUCAGGCGAUCUUGAGUUCUUGGGUCGUCGCGAUCUUCAAGUCAAGAUCCGUGGACAUCGAAUCGAGCUAGAAGAGAUCAACUUCCGACUGAAGCAGAUCCCUGGCGUUCACGAUUGCGCCAUCAAAGUCAUUGAUGGACAGCUUGUCGGAUUCGCUGUUCCUCGCAACGACAUGCCAACGGUCAACGAGUACGGUGGUGUGCGACUCUUAUCGGAUGACUUGUAG
Molecule: messenger RNA, 561 nt
Organism: Sporisorium graminicola
Lineage: Eukaryota; Fungi; Basidiomycota; Ustilaginomycetes; Ustilaginales; Ustilaginaceae
Exons: 1
Coding region: 1-561 (186 amino acids)
Biological process (GO): secondary metabolite biosynthetic process; amino acid activation for nonribosomal peptide biosynthetic process
Cellular component (GO): cytoplasm
Molecular function (GO): phosphopantetheine binding
Source: RefSeq, a predicted model, not a curated record